Messenger RNA from Vanrija pseudolonga, 507 nucleotides. Its product is annotated as UPF0428 protein. Lineage: Eukaryota; Fungi; Basidiomycota; Tremellomycetes; Trichosporonales; Trichosporonaceae. Bases 1 to 465 code for a protein of 154 amino acids. The transcript has 4 exons. The record is from RefSeq and is a predicted model, not a curated record. Gene Ontology annotation, biological process: endoplasmic reticulum to Golgi vesicle-mediated transport; endoplasmic reticulum membrane organization.
AUGCCGCGAGUAUACACGCGCGCCAUCGUCUCGACUUCGGACCAGGCGCAGAAGACGGAGAGCUCGCGCGCCGUCCUAAGGUCAUACUACUGCCUGUGUGGCGACUUUCUCCUCGUCAUCCAGGGCAAGCUGGACCGGCUCCCUCGCCGAAAAUCGGACGGCGCGUACAUUGUCCGCUCGCAGCCCGGGCGCAAGGGCCAGCCGGCGCGCAAGUUCAAGCUCAACGCCCAGCCGGGCACAUGUGCGAUUGUCAAGCGGAGAGGAGACGACAAGCACGAGGUGCGCCAGCCGUUCGUGUGCUCGCGGUGUCGGACAGCCGUCGCGUACCAGGCUGUUGCUGGACCCGCGGGCUCGGCGCCCUUCUUCUACAUCCUCCAGGGCGCGAUGACCGAGCAGCAGGGCAGAAUACCCCCCGACGCGUUCGAGGGCGAGGACCAGCUGCCCCCUGCCGACGACGACAAGUGAGCCCGAGGAAGGAAGUAGUGCCGAACCAUGCAUAUGUUGUAC